UUAUCUUUAACUUAACUUCAAAACGAGUCAUACGAUACGAUUCUAUGUACUCAAGUAAUUAUUUUUAUCAAAACAUUAACAAAUUAUCAUCUUAUCGACCCUUACCAACAAUAUUCGCGAUCUCUGGUUAUCAGUGCUAAUUAUUAUGACGUCACACGAUGCUAACAUGUGCAUAUUAUGACAAUUUUGCAAUGCAAACUACAUAGUUUGUUGUCUAGCUAAUUUUAGCUGGUUUCAUAGCAUGUUUAUCGCUGUAAGCGUGGAAGUGCAGUGGUUUUCUAUACAAAAUGGAUAGUAGUAGUGAAUCAAGUGAUAAAAAAGUGGAGGAUGAACAAAGAAAGGAGUUGGCGGCGCAUCAGAAAAUUUGUCUAGUAUGUGGAGACAAGGCGUUGGGGUAUAACUUUAACGCUAUAUCCUGUGAGAGUUGUAAGGCGUUUUUCCGUCGUAAUGCUUUAACUAGCAAGGAGUUUAAAUGCCCGUUCUCCAACAACUGCGAUAUUACGGUUAUAACUCGGCGUUUCUGCCAGAAAUGCCGUUUAGAAAAAUGCCUAGCCAUCGGCAUGGUGAAAGAGUUUAUCAUGUCAGAUGAGGAUAAAGCAGAGAAACGGAGGAAAAUAGAAGAGAAUAGAGCGAAGAAGAGGCAGCGGGAUCCGGACGAGGAUAUAACUAGCUCGAAGAACUUUAAGCGAGACGAUGAUGCUAUAAACACCUUUACGCCUCAAACACAAGAGUCUGUGAUACAAUAUGAUGUCCUUAACAGUACUACGUGUAGCCCUAACAGUACCGUACAAUCUCCUCUUAGCAAUGAGGUUGACUCGUUAAGUUCUCCUCCGGGUUACGGGUCCUAUGUUCCGGUUCAGAGCGCAGAUCACCCGUACACAAUGAAGGUGUUCCCGAUGGAUGAGAAGACUCAGUAUGAUCCGAGGAUGAUGGAGUCAUACAACAUGUGUGAUAGUAUGAUGUCCAUUGAAAGUAAUAUGUAUGAACAGCCAAAGCAGAACAGUAUAAGGUCAAUAUUGACAAAUGGCGAUGCGAUCAACCGGGAAGCGAAGCCGCUACACAUGUGCGAAGAGCUACCGUCCACGAGCACUGAUGCUGAUAUUAAUAAAGCUAGAGAUAUACUGCAGGACGUGGAACGAAUAGAACCUAAUUCCAUGGAGUCCAUACUGUGUGAGGCGAUCAAACUGGAAUUCGAAGCGUACACCUCCAUUAACCACUGCAGUGGGUCAUCCAGAGAACUAAAUGAGGUGGAGCGAGCCAAGCUAAACGAGCUUAUAGUGGCCAACAAAGCUCUGCACGCUCCUAUAGACGACGACAUGUCGCAGCUUGUAGCCGCUGACUGCACUUCCAACCUCAAAGAUGGUGACGGCGUUCACGACCCGCGGCUAGUGACCAUUGUGAACCUUACUGCCAUAGCAAUAAGGCGGUUUAUCAAGAUGGCCAAGAAAAUUAACGCCUUCAAGAACAUGUGUGAAGAAGAUCAGGUAGCUCUUCUAAAAGGAGGCUGUAUAGAGAUGAUGGUCCUGAGGAGUACAAUGACUUAUGAUGGACAAAUGAAUCAGUGGAAGGUACCUCACUCGCAAGAGCAAUUCGGCUGCAUCCGCACCGACGUCCUAAAGCUGGCGAAAGGAAACAUUUACCGCUCGCACGAGUCGUUCAUUCGCUCGUUCGACACGCGGUGGAGACAGGACGAACAGAUCAUACUGGUCAUGUCCGCCAUUUUGUUGUUCACCCCGGACCGGCCGAAGGUCGUACAUCGGGAUGUUAUCAAACUAGAACAGAAUUCCUACUACUACCUACUCCGGCGCUACCUAGAAAGCGUCUACCCGGGCUGCGAAGCUAAAUCCACAUUUCUCAAGCUCAUACAGAAGAUUCUAGAACUUCGGAAGCUUGCGGCAGAAGUCACCGGGGUGUAUCUAGAUGUGAACCCUAUUGAACCACUUCUGAUGGAGAUAUUUGAUUUGAAACACCAUCCUGCAUAGGUAA
Molecule: messenger RNA, 1986 nt
Organism: Cydia amplana
Lineage: Eukaryota; Metazoa; Arthropoda; Insecta; Lepidoptera; Tortricidae
Gene: Hr96
Product: nuclear hormone receptor HR96
Exons: 8
Coding region: 288-1982 (564 amino acids)
Biological process (GO): cell differentiation; positive regulation of transcription by RNA polymerase II; negative regulation of transcription by RNA polymerase II
Molecular function (GO): nuclear receptor activity; RNA polymerase II cis-regulatory region sequence-specific DNA binding; zinc ion binding
Source: RefSeq, a predicted model, not a curated record